This is a messenger RNA of Paramecium pentaurelia, 2236 nucleotides long. The record is from the annotation of a GenBank genome assembly. NCBI's taxonomy places the organism in Eukaryota, Ciliophora, Oligohymenophorea, Peniculida, Parameciidae.
AUGAAAUUGAAAUCUCCAAAAUAAGAUGUUGUUCAAACAUAUGCUUCUCCUAAAUCAACAUUCUAUAUCACUAGAAGAUUAAUUUAGACUACUAGUGAGAGAUCAAUCAAAUUACUCAAUCAUAAAAAGACAGAAAUUAAAAAAAAUCAAAACUAAUAAGCUUACUCUGAAUCAAGAGCUUAAACAACAACAGAUUAUAGAAGUCUAUCUACUAUUCGUACUCAUAUAAGAGGAUAAUUAUCUCAAAAUAUUGAUUAACAAUCAUAUUAAAUUAAUACGGAAAGACAGUAAUCUUCUAGUAUGCUUUCAUAAGAACUUCUUACUUAUCGAUUACCUUAAACAAAUAGAGUUUUAUCACUUUAUUAGGUUUCAAUUUAAAAUUAGUAACCCUCUAAUAUUGAAUUAAGAAAUGAUGUUUAAGUAUUGAGUCCUCUUAUUUACAAAUAAAAGUCUAGAAUCAAUUCUAUUAUUAAUGAAUUAAUAAAGUUGAAUAAUAUUGAAGAUGAAAUAAUAGAUAACACACCUAUUUAUUACAAAAAAGAUCAUAAUAUCAGAAAAUCUAUUUUUAUUAAUACAAAUUAUCUAACUUAUUAGGAAAUGUCAAAAGUAAAAUUAAGAAAUAAAUAAUAAAGUAAUUAAAAAUCAUAAAUAUUUCUCUAAAAAGUAUUAAAGAAUAUAAAAGAUUCUCAAAAUGAAAAAUCAGAAUCAAAAUAGAUUAUAAGAAAAUAUUCUUAAAUAUGGAAAGAAAAUUUCUCAUCAAAAUAAUUUUAAGAUCAAUAACAAUAUCAAAAAUCAUCUUAAUAAUUUAAGCUCUAUUUUAAUUAACUUAUUGAAAAACUAUUAAAUAAACAUUUGAUAUAUUAAUUUAUAAUCGAAGCCUUUGUGUAGAUGAAAGAAUAAAUUAAAAAAUCCUAGUAAAAUGAUGAAUCCCCUGAUGAUUUUAGAAAAAUGUAUAUUAAGAAUCAUAAAUUAAAGGGUGUUUAAAUUGAAAUAUAUGAUUAGAAAUUUAGAUAUAAAUAGGAUAUAAUAUCAUUAGGAAUGUAUAUAUUCAUUUAUAUUUUAGAUUAGGAUAGAUAUUUUAAGUGAAAUUUAAGAAGAAGAUAUGAAUUAUCAUAUAUAAUAAGAAUAAGAUGAAUUUUAAGGAAAAUAAAUAGUGUAUUUUACAACUUAAAUAUUGAAGUAUUCAACUAUUUAUCAAAUUGAUCAUAUUAUAUCGAUUAUGGAUAACAAAACAAAAAAUAUUCUUUUAUCUGUUGAUUACACUGAUUUGGAUUAAUUAAUUUAUAAAAAUAACAUUGAAGAGUCUAUUCCCUAAAUUUAAUCAGACAAUUCUCAAGUAAAAAGAACUAUAUCUAGACUGUAUUAUGAAUAAUAUUCAGAUAUUUUGAUAGGAAAUUUUUUUAAUUUAGAUUAAUUAAUUGAUAUUGAAGAUAACAAUUAUUUUGAAUAAUAAUAAUAAUUAAUUCCAUUAAAUUUGGACAAGAAAGCUAUGUUAUUAAAUUUAAGAAGAAAAACAAAAGAAGCAAAAAUUUAAGGAAGAAGAUCUAUUUUAUUUGAGAAUAAAUAACCUUAAUAAUAUUAUAAUAUCUUUCUUUUUUCAAAUUAAAAUGAAAAUAAUUUAGUUUUAUAAGUUCCUGAUAAAAUAAUAUCAAGAAGAAUGAGUAAAUCAAUGCAUAAUUUAAAAUAAGAUUAGAUUUUAGAAACAGAUUAUGAUAAUAAUCAAAGUUUAUAAGAUGAUAAUAGAACAAAAGAUAUUAAUUUAAAAGUAAAUUGUAAGAUUAAUUUAGCCUGUUAAAUAUAAAUAAUAAAUGAGAUUAUAGAAUUUAAUGUUAUUUGAUCAUAUCAUUAAAAGAGAAAAUUCUUCAACAUAAUUGGUUUAAAUUAUGAUUGAACAUAAUUUAUUUGAUGAAUUAAAAGAAUUUAUAAGACAACAUCCAAAUUUUUCUUUAAACUAAAGAAAUAUAGAAGGAAAACCAUUUAUCAUGUUGGCAGCAUAAUCUGGAAAUGCAGAAUUAGUAUAGUAUAUGAUAAAUUAAAAUGUCCAAAUCAAUACUAAGGAUGUAAGUAUAUGCUUAAAUAUUAGUUAGAUGGUAAUACGGCUCUUCAUUAUGCAGUUGCUUUUGGAUUUUAUAGAAUAGCUGAUAUACUUUUAUAAAAUGGUGCAAAUCCAUACAUUAAAAAUAGAUGUAAUUAAAAUCCAUGGAAUUGGAAUUAAUAACUACCAAAAAAUAAUUGA